This is a messenger RNA of Microtus ochrogaster (prairie vole), 10574 nucleotides long. RefSeq names its product potassium voltage-gated channel subfamily H member 5 (gene Kcnh5). NCBI's taxonomy places the organism in Eukaryota, Metazoa, Chordata, Mammalia, Rodentia, Cricetidae. The record is from RefSeq and is a predicted model, not a curated record. Gene Ontology annotation, cellular component: voltage-gated potassium channel complex; plasma membrane. Gene Ontology annotation, biological process: regulation of membrane potential; potassium ion transmembrane transport. Gene Ontology annotation, molecular function: voltage-gated potassium channel activity.
UGCUGAGCCCGCGUACGGGCUCCUGCCUCCGCGGCAGCAUCUUCAGCAGCAGCCUCAGCAUCAGCACCGGCGGGACAGCGACAGCGGGGGCGGCGCAGGCGCACUGUGCCCGGCGGAGCCUGCAGUUUCCCAACCCCGUGUGCGGCACCGCCACAGUCUGGGCAGCGGCGGCCGGGGGAGCGCUACUACCAUGAACUGCUUGGUCCUCCUCCCCAGAGCUGCUCAUCCGGGUCGGGCUGGAGACACAGUCAGGGGACCCCGCCGCCGCCGCCGUGCCCCCUUUUCUUUCAUCACCAUCUCCACUACCUUUUCCUCUUCUUCUUCCACCUUUUCUUUCUGCUUCCCCCCCUCCCCCGCCGCGGAUCCUGGCCGCUGCCCUCCAGACCCAGGAUGCCGGGGGGCAAGAGAGGGCUGGUGGCGCCGCAGAACACAUUUUUGGAGAACAUCGUCAGGCGCUCCAGUGAAUCAAGUUUCUUACUGGGAAACGCCCAAAUUGUGGACUGGCCUGUAGUUUACAGUAAUGACGGUUUUUGCAAACUCUCUGGGUAUCAUCGAGCUGACGUCAUGCAGAAGAGUAGCACUUGCAGUUUUAUGUAUGGAGAAUUGACCGACAAGAAGACCAUUGAGAAAGUCAGGCAGACUUUUGACAACUACGAGUCAAACUGUUUUGAAGUUCUUCUGUAUAAAAAAAACCGAACCCCUGUUUGGUUUUACAUGCAAAUUGCACCAAUAAGAAACGAGCAUGAGAAAGUGGUCUUGUUCCUGUGUACGUUCAAGGAUAUUACGCUGUUCAAACAACCGAUAGAGGAUGAUUCAACAAAAGGUUGGACAAAAUUUGCCCGAUUGACACGGGCUUUGACAAACAGCCGAAGUGUUUUACAGCAGCUCACGCCAAUGAAUAAAACAGAGACAGUCCACAAACAUUCACGACUAGCUGAAGUUCUUCAGCUGGGGUCAGACAUCCUUCCUCAGUACAAACAAGAAGCGCCAAAGACGCCGCCACACAUCAUUUUACACUACUGUGCUUUUAAAACUACCUGGGAUUGGGUGAUUUUAAUUCUUACCUUCUACACCGCCAUCAUGGUUCCUUACAACGUUUCCUUUAAAACAAAACAGAACAAUAUAGCCUGGCUGGUGUUGGACAGUGUGGUGGACGUUAUUUUUCUGGUUGACAUCGUUUUAAAUUUUCACACGACUUUUGUGGGGCCGGGUGGAGAGGUCAUUUCUGACCCAAAGCUCAUAAGGAUGAACUAUCUGAAAACUUGGUUUGUGAUCGAUCUGCUGUCCUGUUUACCUUAUGACAUCAUCAAUGCCUUCGAGAAUGUGGAUGAGGGGAUCAGCAGUCUCUUCAGUUCUUUAAAGGUGGUGCGGCUCUUACGCCUGGGCCGUGUUGCUAGGAAACUGGACCACUACUUGGAGUAUGGAGCUGCGGUCCUCGUGCUCUUGGUGUGUGUGUUUGGAUUGGUUGCCCACUGGCUGGCCUGCAUCUGGUACAGCAUUGGAGACUACGAGGUCAUUGAUGAAGUCACCAACACCAUUCAGAUAGACAGCUGGCUCUACCAGUUGGCCUUGAGCAUUGGGACUCCAUAUCGCUACAAUACCAGUGCAGGGAUCUGGGAAGGAGGACCCAGCAAGGACUCUCUGUAUGUAUCCUCCCUCUACUUCACCAUGACGAGCCUUACAACCAUAGGAUUUGGAAACAUAGCUCCAACCACAGAUGUGGAGAAGAUGUUCUCGGUAGCCAUGAUGAUGGUUGGCUCUCUUCUUUAUGCAACUAUUUUUGGAAAUGUUACCACAAUUUUCCAGCAAAUGUAUGCCAACACCAACCGUUACCACGAGAUGCUGAAUAAUGUUCGAGAUUUCCUGAAAUUGUAUCAGGUCCCCAAAGGCCUUAGUGAACGAGUGAUGGAUUAUAUUGUCUCGACAUGGUCGAUGUCAAAAGGCAUCGACACGGAGAAGGUCCUCUCCAUAUGUCCCAAGGACAUGAGAGCUGACAUCUGUGUUCAUCUGAACCGGAAGGUUUUUAACGAACAUCCUGCAUUCCGAUUGGCCAGCGAUGGGUGCCUGCGUGCCUUGGCAGUGGAGUUCCAAACCAUUCACUGUGCUCCUGGGGACCUGAUUUACCACGCUGGAGAAAGUGUGGAUGCCCUCUGCUUUGUGGUGUCGGGAUCCCUGGAAGUUAUCCAGGAUGACGAGGUGGUGGCUAUUUUAGGGAAAGGCGAUGUGUUUGGAGACAUCUUCUGGAAGGAAACCACCCUUGCUCAUGCUUGUGCCAAUGUCCGGGCCCUGACUUACUGUGACCUGCACAUCAUUAAGCGAGAAGCCUUGCUCAAGGUCCUUGACUUCUACACAGCGUUUGCAAACUCAUUUUCAAGGAACCUCACUCUCACUUGCAAUCUAAGGAAGCGGAUCAUCUUCCGUAAAAUUAGUGAUGUGAAGAAGGAGGAAGAGGAGAGGCUGCGGCAGAAGAAUGAGGUGACUCUCAGCAUCCCUGUGGACCACCCAGUCAGGAAGCUCUUCCAGAAGUUCAAGCAGCAGAAGGAACUGAGGAACCAGGGCUCAGUGCAAAGUGACCCUGAGAGGAGCCAGCUUCAGGUAGAGAGCCGCCCUUUGCAGAACGGAGCCUCCAUCACAGGUACGAGUGUGGUCACCGUGUCACAGAUCACCCCCAUCCAGACUUCUCUGGCCUGUGUGAGAACCAGUGAGUCCCUUAAGCAGAACAACCGUGAUGCCAUGGAACUGAAGCCCAAUGGCGGUGCUGAGCAAAAAUGUCUCAAAGUCAACAGCCCCAUCAGAAUGAAAAAUGGGAAUGGGAAAGGGUGGCUAAGAUUGAAGAACAACAUGGGGGCUCACGAGGAGAAAAAGGAAGACUGGAAUAAUGUCACCAAGGCUGAGUCGAUGGGGCUGUUGUCAGAGGACCCCAAAAGCAGUGACUCGGAGAACAGUGUGACCAAGAACCCGCUAAGGAAAACAGAUUCUUGUGACAGUGGGAUUACAAAAAGUGACCUUCGUUUGGAUAAAGCUGGCGAGGCCCGAAGUCCUCUGGAACACAGUCCUAUCCAGGCAGAUGCCAAGCACCCUUUUUACCCCAUCCCUGAGCAGGCCUUACAAACCACACUGCAGGAAGUAAAACACGAACUUAAAGAGGACAUCCAGCUGCUGAGCUGCAGAAUGACUGCCCUGGAAAAGCAGGUGGCAGAGAUUUUAAAACUACUCUCAGAGAAAAGUAUACCCCAGACCUCCUCUCCAAAACCCCAAAUGCCACUCCAAGUACCUCCCCAAAUACCAUGUCAGGAUAUUUUUAGUGUGUCAAGGCCUGAGUCACCUGAAUCUGACAAAGAUGAAAUCAACUUUUAAUAUAUGAAUAUAUAUACAUAUAUAUUUGUCAAUAUAUUUAAAAAUGGUAUAUACAUCUAUAUACAUACAUGUGUAUAUAUAGUAUAUACAUAUAUAUUUUCACUUGCUUUCAAUAUGAUGAACACAAUAUGGAUUUUGAUAUGUACAUACUGCAUGUCCAGCUGGAUUCUGGCCUGCCAAAGAAGAUUAUUCAAAACAUAGAUAUUGCUUGUAUAUUAUGCAGUUGACUGCAUGCACACUUUACAUUUAUUUAUAAUCUCUAUUCUGUAAUAAAAAAGUAUGAAUUUUGUUAACUAAGGCAAUGUAAUCUUUGAAGAAUCAGGGUCCAACCUGCCAAUGUUGCCAUGACAAACUUGAUCUCAGGCUGAGUAUAUCGAGCUGUCAUUUCUUCACUAUUCUGUUUAUUUAAAAUUAUAGAUUAAUGUCAAGGGAGAGUUCAGCUUCUAAAGCUGUCAGACCAUUUUACGAUCUCAUGCCAUAGGGUAUUUUUCUGUAACUUAGUGUUAGGUUCUUUUUCCCUACAGGCAAUGUUUGCUCCAUUGAAAUGACUGUGUUUUUGCCUACAUCUGAUGCCAGUGUCGGAUACUGAGAACUUACUGCUAUGGGUUUUGUGCAUGUACUGCUUUUCCACUCAAUGAUACCUCUCCUUUUUAGCAUUGUAUUAGUAGUAAUCAUUAGCUCUUAUGGAAAGAAUUCCCUGCUCCCUCCGUCUUGGAGAACAACUGUCAUUUUGGGAGCUGACAUUAUCAACACCAUAAAUACUCAAUUGUUAAUAUAGUGUACAUUAUUAUAGAAACACUGCACCACAGGGUAUAAGAGCCUUUUAACAGUGUGUUAGAUAUCCUGAUUGUCCAAAAGGCGAUGAAUGGUCUACAUUUAUGUUUCCACAGCUUGUUCAAAAGGGGGCGUUGAAAGGCUCUUAGCAAAGAAACAUAUCAGAAUUUUAACUGUUAAUGAUAUACUUUUUUAAAAAGAACAUAAGCAACUAAACAUGUUUUAAUUGCACCUCUGUGGCUUAGGAAGAAUGAAAUAUAGGUACAGAAAUGCUGACACAUGAUUUCGGUUGCUUGAAGAGGUGAUAGAUAAAUAACCAGCCUAGAAGGAUAACUGCUUUUCUAUGACUGUAUUCUGGGUACAAAUGUCCCUAAGCUUUUGCACACAGUUGCAUUGCUGGCUUUCUGUUGGGUUGAUAACAAUAGACCACCAUGGCUCAGGAAGACCCACUCACAAAAGGCUUAUGGGGCUGAACGUCAUAGUCUUUUGAGGAAAAAUUCCUCUUCUGAGAAAGUGCCUAUUGUCAACCAAGAGACGUCACAAAUGUUGCUCUGUCUAUAUUUAGGCCCUCAGAUGAUAACACUCAAAAGGAAAUGCAGACCCCUCUUGAGAACCCAUGGAGGCUGUUUCUUAUCAGUCCAGGAGUUCCUGAAGUUCUUCCUGGGCACGUGCAUUUUCAGUUGGUGUAGGCAUAAAAUUUAAUAUCAAGAGUUAGGAAGCUGGUGUUUGCAUUAACCUGCAAAUGUAUGCCAGUCAUUUGUGUAUUGCUAGGCUACGCAUAUACGUGCAUUAUAUAUGCCUAUAUACACAGGUGAAUAUGCAAAAGGUGGUGACAAAAAUCAAAGAAAAAAAAAUUUGUUCUUUUAUACUCAAUUUUAUGUGCUUUUCUAUCUUCCAGUCUCUCUAAAGUUAUAGAAAGGAGAGUUACCACAGUCAUACUGGAGAAGUAUAAAACAGGAAAUACAUUUAAAGUUCUUCACAUAAGAUGUGCCCCUUUGUUCUAGGACUCCUGGAAUGUGUAUUAGUUACAGUGGAUUAAGGUUCCUUUACUUUCCAUUACUCAAAAUGGACAUUUCCAGGGCCAGAUAUUUCUGUGUUCUGCUAAGAUAACCUACCUGCCACAGGCAAAAGGAAGCGAAAUUACAAAAUUAGCCUUAAAAUUGAGGUUUGGGGGCAUUGUUUUAGCUUUUGCACUUGGAAGAGACCUUGUCCUUGACUUCACAGACUACUGGGUUCUAGAGUGUUUUCUUCUUUGUUAAAGUCAAGUGUGACAAAUACCUUUAAAGCUGAAUGGGUGAUUAGAAAAAACAUGAGUGCAGAAACCAUUGUUCUGACUUUAGCUGCAUUCAGAGCCAACAGCUGGUCUCAAGCUGUAAGAGAGUCACUGGCGCAGGAAACGGGUUUGAAAUGGAACACAUGCCUUUUCGUAUCAGGCUUACAAACCUUUGCCAGGAUCUGACAAUGACUCAGACAGUUUCAGCUAACGACUUACAGCUUUGGCCAUAAUGAGAUUUCUAUCUAAACACAUGUUCCCAUAGGUGGGAAAGAAGCAUAAUGGUUUUUUGAACUACGCCAGGCCUUCAGUAGGGUAGGAAAGUAUCAAUUGCUUAUUUUGUUGGUGCAGUUUCCACAGAAUUCUUUUCCAGACCCCUGUCCUCUGUGUGCAUGACACGAUGUGGUGCUGAAUGCACUCUGCACAUAUUCGGCAAACGUUGUAUAUAGUCUUAGGUUUCCAGAUUUUAAAAUUCUCCACAGUAGAAUUUAGUCAGACCUUAACGAAGGGUGAGAGCUUGCUUGCACACAUGUGCUAAUGAUACAUCACAUGUAUCAUGACUCUGGGUAGCCUCAGCCAGCACGCAAACAGUGCAGGCUCUUUGUGGGACCAGCUGACUGCAUGUUUUAGUCCUACACUGUAUAGGUGCUCUUGAUGCAUCCGGAAUAUUUUUUUAUUAUUAUACUUCUGAACAAAGUACUAAUAGGAUUAAGUGGACAUGUCUUUGAAAUGAAAACAUUUUGCAAAGCAAUCUAUCCAUCUUUAACUCUGUCAUGAUGCUAUGACGGUGGAAGAUGAGACACUGUAUUCUGGGCAGGUGGUUUUAUGACAAGUAUCAGGAGAGCCUCGCACUGAAUGUGAUUUGGCGACAGAAGAGCUUGUAAUAAAGGACGAAUAGAAGCCCCAAAAGUAGAAAAAAGCGUCAAAGCUCAUAGUGCCUCCCAUUUACAUCAGUGACUUUGAAGUAGUUCAGGAAUAGUGGUCGAAUUCACACUCAAACUUCAUUCUUUUUUUUAAAGUUGAAAAUUAAUAUUUAUUUCAAAAUAUCUAAAAUUAUAGUCUCCUGAUUUUUUUAAUUUUUAAACUAUCUUUUUUUUUACAACCAAUCACAGUUCCCUCUCCCUCCCAUCUUCCUGCUACCCACAAACUCUCCCCACCAUACCCCCAUCCACUCCUCAGAGAGGUGAGGCCUCCCAUGUGACAGACAUAAAGGCUUUCAUAUCACUUGAGGCAGGACCAAGGGCCUCCCCCCUGUAUCUAGGCUGAGUAAGGUAUCUCUCCAGAGGGAAUGGGCUCCAAAGAGCCAGUACAUGCCGUAGGGACAAAUACUGAUUCCACAGCUAGUGGCCCCACAAACUACCUAAGUCACACAACUGUCACCCACACUUAGAGGGCCUAGUUUGUUCUUAAGCAGGUUCCCCAGCUGCCAGUCUCACUAGUCGGGUCAGAUGUUUCUGUGGGUUUCCCCAUCGUAAUCUUGGUCCUUCUGUUCAUAAUAGUGGUCCCCGGUCUCUAUGGCUGGACUCCAGGAGUUCAGCCCAGUGCUUAGCUGUGGAUGUCUGAACCUGCUUCCAUCAGUUACUAGAUGAAGGUUCUGUGAUUACAAUUCAGGUAGUCAUGAAUCUGAUUACAGGGGAAGGGUAUUUUAGUACUCUUUCCACUAUUAGAUUCUUAGCUGGAGUCAUUCUUGUGGAUUCGAAGGCUAGGCUCACAACCAAACUUCAUUCUUUAAGGAAUUUCAUUUUCAUUACAAACCUGGUUGCACAUUUGUUGCAGUUGAGAAAAUUUCCUACAACUUUGCAUUGAAUGUGGGGUUUUAAAUGGCUCCUAGAACAAUGACCUACUCAGUGGUACCCAGUACUUUAAUAAGAAUGUCAAUUAUAAGAGCAAACCAAAAUGAAAGUUUGAAAAUUAGUCUAACUGGACUCCAAAUACAAGUCACAUGGGAUUUAAGGAGAUAUUGUUUACCUGUGAGAACCCGUGAAACUUCAGAAUUCUUUUGGAAAAACCUGUUGCUUUUGUUUGAUUUUGUUUAAGUUAAUCUUCAAAGAAGUGCCUGGAAUUGUGCAGCAGCUGGUCCUUGUGAAAUUGUCCUUUUUAAAAGUUUUGAGGUUAUAAUUUAAUUAUAAUAUUUUCCCUUCCCUUUCCUCCCUCCAAACCCUUCCAUAUACCCCUCUAUCCUCUCUCUCCUUCCAAUUCAUGGCCUCUUUUUCCACUAACUUAGUUGUUGCUGAAUUUUACUACCAUGUAUCAUUUUUCUUUUUAAAGUUAUUUUCUGAGUCCCCCACUCCCAGUGUUUCAUGUAGAGAAAGAGAAAAUUUGUCUGGAUCUACCACACAUAGAUACCUCUAAAAUGAGCAUUUUCUUAGGUGAGUGCUGUGCUUUGAUAUGUUUCUUAGAUGUGAGUAUGCUCCUGGGAUUCUGUUGGAAAGGGAGAGAAGAAAGUAUGCUUAAAAUUUAAAUAUCAGUGGGUGCCAUCUCUGAUUCUGAUCCCAGCUCUGUCAAUCUAGCAAAGUUUGGAUAACUAUCUUUAGCGUGCUGUUUUUCUGUCUCAGUUUUCCAAACAUUUAGUACUAAAACAAAGGCUCCAAAUACUCCCAGGUUCUAUCAAGCUGUUAUUAGGUCAAGGGGAAGUCACUUUUUUUUAAACAGGAAAACUACAUUAGUUAUUUGAAAGGGCACUAAAAUCUGCUCGUGUUGUGUGUCCUUAGUGACAGUGCUUUAAUUGAGAAAUUGAUGGGAUUGUUAUUGUUAGAAUUCAAGGAAGCAAUGUUCAAUUCAUAGACAUUUGAUUUUUGAACGGAAGGCAAUUUUGUUAAUGUUUUCUCAUUCUACAAAGAAGCUUUUGUCCUCAGGGUUCCACACAAAGUCGUUUUGUUAUAUUUGCUGUGAUGGCUCAGGGUAAGAAAAGAACAAGAACACUAACAGAAAGGGGACUUCUUUUUUCAACAGAAAGAACAUUUAUGUUUAGAUUUCUCACUGGGUUUUGUUAGGAUUCUCACCUAACUGCAAUUUAAAAAUAUGUUUCCAACUAAGAAUUUACUAGGACUUUUUUGAAGUACACAUAGUUGCAAGCAUCAAAAAAUUAUUAGCUUUAAAGGUCUUUAAAAAUUAAACCUUAGAGUCAAAGGGGGCUAAAAAUGUCAUUGGCCCCAACUUUUUGCUUUCUACUGUAUCCUCUAUUUGCUAAACAAUUAGUAAUAUUUAUAUUUUUUAUCCACUGUAUGACAGCAUUACAGCUAACAGUUGCUUUAACAUACACAUACUUUCCACCAGUUUCCUUUGAGUAGAAACAGUCAAGCAAAAGGAAAACAUGACUACCCCUUUCCUAGAGUCAGCAUGUAUUUUCCUGACUGGCACACCCCCCUGAAAAAGGCAAAAGAACAACAUAUAUGUAUUCUAAAUCUUAAAGAGUUUUUAAACAUUGAGAUGAUAUCAGUUCCUAAACUUGGCUCAACUCUAGCAAUUGAACAAGAAAUAAAGUCAGAUGCCUCUGUGCUGAAUAGAUUCAUCUUUACUGUUAGUUUUUCUUUUCUAAACAAAGAACUCACCCAUAAGCUGACUCAAGUCCCCAGACGAGAAUUGGGUGAAAUGUGGUCUUGACAGUGAAGUUCCAGAGUUGUCACUUUUUGAUGACCUGUCCUUGAUUUCCAUGUCUCUCCAUUCUAAAGCUUAGAUUGUCACUAAAGUAUUUUCAGAUUUCACUUAUUUGAAAGAUUUAUCAUCCAUAGCUCAAUAUUAACAAGGAUUUGUGGUCUUUUUGUUACUCUCUAUUCACCUCUGUUUUCCUGUGCUAAAACAUAAAUUAAGUUUCCACACAUUUAUAGAGGUUCUCUUUGUAUCUCCUGGACUUGACUCAACUUUUCUCAUUUAGGAGAUUUCUAGAAUGAGACACUCAGAUGUUAAGUCGGUUGACUUUUAAAAAUUAAGACAAAGAAACGCUUUCUCUAAAGCUAAAAUAUUUUAAGUAACAAAUUAAUUAAUUGAAUAGUGAUACCCAAUUAUAUCCAAUACAUCCAUGUGUUAGGCUGUGCCCCUUUAAAUUGUGAUUAAUAACUUUAAUUUUCAAAGUAUUUUAUGCUCAAUCGAUGCUUCUUAGCUAUCUGAGAAGGGUCGUGUCCAAAGGUCCUGAAGCAAGAUGGGAUUCUCUCACACUAUUCUUUUAUCUCUUAUACCUCAAAAACACUCAGGAAGGCCAACAUACACAGAGCGUUUCCUCGCUUAAGUUAUCUAUAGAGUACUAAAGUUGAUUGGACUCAAUGAUGAAGUUGGGCAUGUUUGUGAAUUUGGAUAUAGAAAGAAUAGGUUAGCCCAAACUUGUUUAUAUGGCAAUAGAAGUUGUGGCUGGUUCUAGAUUAUCAUUAAAGUGCCGAGUCAUGCUAUGUAAGGAAGAGCCAUGAAUCAGAAAUUUUAAAGUACCUACUGUGUGUCAUCUGUCUUGAGAGUACUCGUAUGCUCUGUAAUUUAAGAUUUUCUGUCUCUUGCUUCUUCAUGCAAGGUGAUUUGCAUGCUUUGUGGGAGUCAAAACCACUCAGGGAUUGGAUAAUGAACCAGAGAUAGCACAGCCUAGCGGAGAGAAGUUAGCUCUGUGUGCUUCUUUCCCCUUAGAUCUAGAAGUAAGUGAAUGUUAGUUAGGUUCAUAGUUACUGAGUAUUCCCUGCACUAAUCAAGUUAAACAAUCAUAUUUAAUUCUGCAGCAUUCCUAUGAAGAAGUAAAUAAAGGAACUUAAGUAGGAUUGUAGUACCUAAUUAAUAAACAACAGAUCAAUAAAGCUGGUAUUCAAACACAAGCAGUUGGACCUUAGGAAAAUGUCUUCCUGCAUAAUCCUAAGGCUGUAAGGACAGACUCUUCCAGCAUAAAUUCCAAUUUUUUUUCAGGAUAUAUACAGUUAAAGAUUCUCUAAAUAAAAAGAAUUAAAACAAAACAAAACUGUAGCCUGUAACGUCAAUGCUUGACUUUCCUAGUGGCCAGAGUAAAUGGCAGAGGUUGAGAACUAUUGUGAAUAAAAUCAGCCAUGAUCUAAAAACUGAAUUUUCCUUCCCUUCUCCCAGCAGCUGACAGGCACCAAUGGGGGAACUGGGAAAUGUAGUUACAAUAAGAGACAAAUGUGACACAUGACGGGUGUGAGUACUUUAUGUUGUCCUUCCCAGAUGAAUUUUCACCUAAGAG